AUGCUCCUCACAACAAUCCUCCAACCACAAACAAUGGAACCCAGCAAACUCCUCCCCGACCUCAGAAAGCGCUACGAACACUCCCAAAUCCGAAAAACCCGGGCGGAGCUCAAAGAAAAAGCCACCGCGGACGCCACCGCCGCGCCCAACGACACUAAGAUCUACAAAGAAUGGAUAGCCAAGUACCACAAAGAACAAAGCAAGGGAUUUGCAAUCCUCCAGCGCAUCAACGCCCUGCAGACUCUCAACGCCAACCAGACAAGCACAUACAGACCAGAUAGCAAGGGCAAGAGCGAGAGCGUCGAUCCACCGCCGUACAGCAGCACAACCCUCGACGAGAUGAUUUCCGCGCUGAAGCGCCUCUACCGCGAGCACCUCGAGACACUGCAGAAUACGCUGGCGCUGCCUCCGACGGGCGGCAGGGCGGGGGAUUCCCAUGAGUUUGAGUUUCUGCGGGUCACGCAUAACGAGAAGGGGCAGACGCUGGCGUGGGAGGAGCAUCAGUAUACCUGUGCGAUGGGUGGGGGGGUGCUGUGGGCGGCGGUGUGGGUGUUGCAGUCAACCUCUGCGGGAACUGUUUAUUCCGUUGGCUAA
Molecule: messenger RNA, 594 nt
Organism: Aspergillus lentulus
Lineage: Eukaryota; Fungi; Ascomycota; Eurotiomycetes; Eurotiales; Aspergillaceae
Source: RefSeq, a predicted model, not a curated record